CAUUUUCCUCCUGCUCUGUGCUUCCAUUGUGUGAGAGAUAGUAAAUAUCUGACACUGGCAGAGAAGCACAACACACUUGUAUCCUUGCGAAGAAAAGGCGUUAAAUUAACCCUCGGUGAUACCUUGUUGUAAUGGCUCGUACCAAGCAGACUGCUCGUAAGUCAACUGGAGGAAAGGCUCCUCGUAAGCAGCUGGCCACCAAGGCUGCCCGAAAGAGCGCCCCCUCCACUGGUGGGGUCAAGAAGCCCCAUCGCUACAGGCCCGGUACUGUGGCUUUGAGAGAGAUCCGUCGGUACCAGAAGUCCACUGAGCUCCUGAUUCGUAAGCUGCCAUUCCAGCGCCUGGUGAGAGAGAUCGCUCAGGACUUCAAGACUGACUUGCGUUUCCAGAGUGCUGCCAUUGGAGCACUGCAGGAGGCCAGUGAGGCGUACCUGGUUGGUCUGUUCGAGGACACUAACCUGUGUGCCAUCCAUGCCAAGCGUGUCACCAUCAUGCCCAAAGACAUCCAGCUGGCACGCCGCAUCCGUGGAGAGCGCGCUUAGACAGCCUCCUUGAUGUUUUGCCUCUGUCCUGUUUUUCUUUACCUGUGCCUGCUCUCCUUCCUACAUUCUACAUUCCCCCCGUCCACCUCCCCCUCCUUCCCCAGCCUGCCCAGCUUCUCAGUAGACUUUAGAGUAAUCCUGAUUAUGAAGAGGUAGAAAUAUGUUGAAGUCUGGUCUUUCAUAGGAUUUUUGUCUUCACCAAAUGUUUUAGGGUACCUUUUUGUGCAUGUAAAAGGUUUAGCAGAUCAGACCCACCUGUGCACACAUACUCAAACAUACAUCACUGGGUUUGGGUGGCACUUCAAGAUGGGAAGCCAAACCUUGAUCUCACCUGGAUUGUUCGAGGUCGGGAGGCCGGUGGGUGCAGUUUGUGUAGCAAAGAGAGCCAAUGCAGAAGAACUCGGCCGAGGGGCUAGUCUGCUUAAGGGGAGCUGCAACUUCCACAGCAGGGUGCUAUUAAAACUAGUCCCGAGGGGUCUGGCCAUCUGAGCUCCCUGCUGCCCUCCCAUCCGGUCCACCCUCUACACCCCCACUCCCCUCUCACUCGGCAGCUGCGGCUAGACGGGUCGCCACAC
Messenger RNA from Monopterus albus (swamp eel), 1117 nucleotides. It is a transcript of the gene h3f3c, whose product is annotated as H3 histone, family 3C. The transcript is spliced from 4 exons. The record is from RefSeq and is a predicted model, not a curated record. Gene Ontology annotation, cellular component: nucleosome. NCBI's taxonomy places the organism in Eukaryota, Metazoa, Chordata, Actinopteri, Synbranchiformes, Synbranchidae. Gene Ontology annotation, molecular function: structural constituent of chromatin; DNA binding; protein heterodimerization activity. Bases 132 to 542 code for a protein of 136 amino acids.